This is a messenger RNA of Penicillium salamii, 1125 nucleotides long. The record is from the annotation of a GenBank genome assembly. NCBI's taxonomy places the organism in Eukaryota, Fungi, Ascomycota, Eurotiomycetes, Eurotiales, Aspergillaceae.
AUGAUGCAGGCAUGCGAUCAGCUGCCCCUCAACUUUGGACUUGUUGGAAAGGGAAGCGAUUCCGAGAAGGUCGGCCUCCAGGAUCAGAUUAACGCAGGAGUCAUUGCACUGAAGCUGCAUGAAGACUUUGGCUGCACGCCAUCGACAAUUGAUAGGUGUCUGAACGUCUGCGAAGAGCAGGAUAUUCAAUGCCACAUCCACACCGAUGGUCUCAAUGAAGCUGGCUUUCUCGAACAUACUGCUGCAGUCUUCAGGGGCCGUAGCAUUCACGUCUAUCACGUUGAAGGAGCCGGCGGAGGCCAUGCUCCCGAUGUGAUCAAGCUAGUCAAAUACCCGAAUGUGCUCCCCAGCAGCACGACACCUACCAUGCCGUUCACGACAAACACGAUUGACGAGCACAUUGAUAUGGCUGCUAACUGCCAUCGUCUUUCAAAGGACAACCCCGCUGGCGCCUCCUUCCUCAAGAACCGCAUCAGAGAAGAAACUAUCUCUGCAGAGGACAUUUUGCAUGAUAUUGGGGCAAUCAGCAUUAUGUCUUCCGAUUCGCAGGCCAUGGGGAGGUCCGCUGAGGUUCUGACAUGCACGUGGAAGGCCGCUCACAAGAACAAAGUUCAGAGGGGAUCACUCCCUGAGGAUGAGGAAACUGGAGCGGACAACUAUCGUGUCAAGCGUUAUGUCAGCAAAUACACGAUCAACCCUGCACUGACUCAGGGAAUCAGCCAUGUGAUUGGCAGUGUUGAAGCUGGGAAACUGGCUGACUUGGUGAUCUGGGAGCCCUCAGAGUUUGGCACAAAGCCCUUCCAAGUUCUUAAGAGUGGUUUCAUCACUUUUGCACAAAUGGGUGAUCCCAAUGGAGCUGUUGCAGAUAUAGAACCUUUGAUUGCCCGACCGAUGUACGGUGCACUCCAUCCCGAGUCGAGUGUGAUGUUUGUGUCACAGGCAAGCGUUGCAAAGGGUGGCGAUGUCCACUCUUACAAGCUCAGGAAGCAGAUUGAGGUAGUGAAGAACUGUCGUACAGUAACGAAACAUGACCUCAAGUACAACGACGCUAUCCCGGAGAUUGAAGUUGAUCCAAAGACCCUGGUAAGUCAUUUGAAACUGUGGAUAUCUCAUGGUAGGCCCUGA